Molecule: messenger RNA, 3878 nt
Organism: Phanerochaete carnosa HHB-10118-sp
Lineage: Eukaryota; Fungi; Basidiomycota; Agaricomycetes; Polyporales; Phanerochaetaceae
Exons: 13
Coding region: 62-2620 (852 amino acids)
Cellular component (GO): nucleus
Molecular function (GO): RNA helicase activity; RNA binding; ATP binding
Source: RefSeq, a predicted model, not a curated record
GAAGACGAAGGGGAAGACCAGGAUUGCCAAGGGAGAGGUCGGUGGAGGCAGCUUUCAGAGCAUGGGUCUAUAUCCGUGGCUUUUGCGCUCGCUCACAUUGCAAGGCUUCCGAAUACCUACGCCAAUCCAACGACUGUCCAUUCCUGCACUUCUGACAAACCCUCCACGCGACCUGGUCGGGAUGGCACGAACGGGUUCUGGAAAGUCCCUCGCAUAUCUCAUUCCUCUUGUACAGCGUUUAGGAGGCCGACACUCAACCGCUUUCGGUGCUCGUGCAUUAAUCUUGCUUCCUGCUCGUGAACUAGCUCUGCAAGUCCUCAAGGUCGGCAAGGAGCUUUCGCGUGGGUACCAUGCUGGUGAAGGAGAGCAUGCCGGAGACAAGGAAGGAGAAUAUUCGAAGAAGGGGCAGGCAUUGAGAUGGGGUCUCAUCGUUGGCGGUGAAGGCAUGGACGAGCAGUUCGAGAUGAUGUCAAAUAAUCCGGACGUCAUCAUCGCGACCCCUGGACGUCUCUUGCAUCUUAUCGUCGAGAUGAACCUGGACUUCAAGUCGGUUCAAUAUGUCGUUUUCGACGAGGCUGAUCGUCUCUUCGAGAUGGGCUUUGAGACCGCUCUCACCGAGAUCCUGCACCGACUCCCUGCGUCCCGCCAAACUCUGCUGUUCUCAGCUACCUUACCCAAAUCGUUGGUCGAAUUUGCCAAGGCUGGCCUCCAAAAUCCCAAGCUUGUCCGUCUGGAUGCAGAGGGCAAAAUCAGUACCGAUCUCCGCAUAGCAUUUUUCUCUGUCAAGCAAGCGGAGAAGGAGGCCUCGCUUCUCAUCCUUCUUCGGGACGUUAUUGGUGUGCCUUUAGGAAGUAACAAGAAGAAAGAAAGCGAGGAGAGCACGGAUAAGAAGGGCAAAGGUAAGGCGAGAGCCAAACACUCCGACUACGUCACCGCGCCGCAUCAAACACUUGUCUUCGCUGCAACAAAACAUCAUGUCGAGUACCUUACCAACCUCCUGACCUCCGCCGGCUACGCGGUCUCGCACAUCUACGGCUCUCUUGACCAGGCAGCACGAACACAGCAGAUGGAGCACUUCCGCAGAGGAUACACCAGCAUCCUUGUCGUUACCGAUGUCGCUGCUCGUGGCAUCGAUAUCCCUGUGCUGGAGAACGUCGUGAACUACGACUUUCCCCAAGGUGCUCGUGUAUUCGUGCACCGUGUGGGCCGUACCGCGCGCGCAGGCCGUACAGGCUGGGCAUGGUCUUUCAUCACCAACUCAGAGCUACCGUACCUGCUCGACUUGCAGCUUUUUUUGGGUCGCCCGAUCAAAAGCGAGGUUGCGACGGAUGGCGACCAGCCGUAUACGGAUUCGCUCAUUCUGGGCCCGUUCGACCGUGACCGUGUGGACGAGGAAGUUGAGUACAUCAAGAAGCUCGACGAGGAGGACCACAACCUUGCUCCGCUGCGCGAGGUCAUGCGCAAGGGGCAUGGUAUGUACGAGCGUAGCAAGGGCAAGGCGAGCCAGGCGAGCUACAACCGUGCAAAGGUGAUGAUGAAGGAGCCCAAGAACGGCCUUAUGGGCUUGACGUCGACACCGCACCCCGUGCUCCUGCGUAGCAAGGAUGGCAGCAGCAUAGCGAAGAAGCUCGGGGAAGAGAAGAGGCGCAAAGAGCUGCUCAUGGCGGUCAGCGCAUUCAGACCGGCGGAGACUGUGCUCGAGAUCGGUGCGCGAGGGAACGCAGAGACUGCUGCACUCAUGAAGCAACGUCGGAAAGCACUCAGCAGGGCUGCACAGAGACAGCAGAAUGCCUCAACGUCUGCUACCACGCUUAAAAAUGAUGAUGAAGAGUCUCAUGAGGAUGAAGGACGCCGCGAGGAAGUGGAGAUGGCGGAUGAAGAGCAGAUUGCUGCUGUCUUUGACCCUGGUGAUAAGAGGAAUAAAGACAAGGACAGCCACCGCGACUCCGAGUAUUACAUGUCGCACUACCAAAAGGACGCGAACACGGAUAAGGGCUACUCUCUUCGCGACGGUGCCUCCUUUGCAGAGCAAGCGAAGAACGUGACGUUUGAUCUCGGUUUGGACGAAGCUCUGCAGGAGCGCAAGCGUCGUGACCUGCACUGGGACAAGACCAAAAAGAAGUUUGUCAAGGGCACGGGCGAGGGUGCGGACAACGUGAAGCUCGUCAAGACUGAGAGCGGCGUUAAGCUCCCUGCAACGUACCGCAGCGGCCGGUUCGACGAAUGGAAGGCCAAGAGCCGCGUGAGCCUUCCGCGUAUCGGCGAGGCCGAGGCGGCGGGUCCACAACGUCACGGCUCGAUGGGCGCAGGCGGGCGCAAGUGGAAGCACAACCAAGUGCAAGAGGCGAAGCCGCUCCACAAGCUCAGCAAGGACUAUGAGCGCAAGGCGCGCCAGCUCAAGAAGAAGGCCGAAACGCGUGGCGAGACUAACGGGCCUGCGCCAGGGGCAAAGGGCAAGGGCAAGGGCAAAAAGACGGGCGCACGCUUUGGCGGGAAGCCUAUCGGGAAGGUGAAGAACGAGCUCAAGACGGUCGACCAGGUCCGCAAGGCGAGGGUUACUGCGGAGAGGAAGAAGGCAAAGAACGCGCGACCGUCGCGCAAAGGCAAGGGCAAGCGAUAGAUGUGUUUCUCAUCUACAUUGCUAUCCUUCCUGCUGUAUAUACCUCCUAGCCUGCCUCUCUACUAUGGCCUGUCCCAGCUGCUGGCGUUGCCGGGAAGGAUCUGUAUAUUCUCUUUGCCUUCCAACAAAUCCACACCGACGCUACGUAGAGCAUUGAUACACCACUCAGGAUAGCCCCUGCCACCGAAAUACUUGGCGAAGAAACUCUUGAGGUAUUCUGGGAACGUGCCUUGGAUGAUCGCGUCUCUUGCGCGUCCCAUGAGCUGUGCCUGGAAUACGAGGUUGUGCUGUGUCACGGCGUGCGCUCCGGCGGUCUCGAUUGUCAGGAUGUGAUGAAGUAUGGCGCGAGAUGUGCCAUCCGUGCAAGUCGGGCAAGGGCACUCAGGGUCGAUCGGGCUGAAGUCCUUCUCAUGUUUCAUGAGACGAAGAUUCAGCGGUCCUCUGAAUGUCAAAGCUACACCGAAGCGCGCCGUUCGGGUUGGGAAGACACAGUCCGCCAUGUCGACACCGAGGGCCACACAGACGAGAAGAUCCUCGGCGAAGCCAAUACCCAUAGAAUAUCGCGGUCGGUCCCAUGGAAGUUUGUCUGCGCACUGUUUGAUAAUCCUCCAAAACGUGUCCUUCGCUUCGCCUCCACUAAGUCCACCAAUGGCAUACCCAGCGACCCUAUCCUUGCGAGCGACCAUCUCGUCCAAGCAUCGAUCUCGAAGUUCAGGAUCGACUCCGCCCUGUACAAUAGCGAACAAGUUCUGUCUGUCUGCCUUGCCAGACUUUUCGUGGUGUUCUAUACAACGGUCGAGCCAGCGUAUUGUCCGCCACAUUGCUUCACCGACACGAGGUCCGACUGUCAAGCUGGAGACUACAUCGUCCAGUUGCAUGAUAAUGUCAGCGCCGAUAGCGUGCUGAAUCGAUAUACUCUCUUCUGGAGUAAGCAUCGUGGGCUUACCAUCGAACGGACUCUCGAAAAGGGCACCUUCUUCCGUGAUCUGAGUGAAUUUGUUCAGAGAUACGAGCUGGAAUCCACCGCUGUCCGUGAGCAGAUUGUGCCUCCAUCCCUGGAACUUGUGCGCACCUCCAGCCUCAUUCAAGACCCGGAUCCCAGGGCGCAGAUUCAAGUGAUAGGUGUUAUUCAAGAUGAGGUUGAUGCCGAGUGCUUCAACUUGUUGAGGUGUGAGGCCCUUGAUUGCUGCUUGCGUCGCGACGGGCAUGAAUGUGGGCAACAUGGUCACCCCGUGAGCGAGCUUCAUCCUCGACACCC